AUGGCGCAUUUCUCAACUCCGAUAUCCUCCAUGGAUGCUGCUGCAGCCCUUUGUCUUUUCCUUAUUCUAGCCACCAUGAUCGCCUCUCCUGCUGUCUAUGCACAACAAACCAACAACAGAGGGUGCAUCACAAGCGAGAGGGAUGCACUGCUGUCAUUCAGAGCUGGCAUCAGAAGCGAUCCACAAAACCUCUUUUCUUCUUGGAAUGGCCAGGAUUGCUGUCAGUGGAGUGGUGUCAGGUGCAGUAACAUGACAGGCCAUGUCAACAAGCUUGACCUCCGCAACAAUCUCUUCUUGGACGACAUCUUCCGUUCCUUUCACAGUGAAAAUCCUCAUGGAAUGCGUGGGAACAUCAGUUCUUCCUUAGUUGCUUUGCAUCAUCUGGAGUAUCUAGAUCUCAGUGGAAACUAUCUCGGUGGAGUAGGUGUGCACAUACCCAGAUUCUUCGCCUCCUUCCAAAGCUUGGUAUAUCUCAACCUCUCUUGCAUGGAUUUUUAUGGUAACGUGCCUCCUCAACUUGGUAACUUAUCCAGAUUGCUAUAUCUUGACAUCAACAAUGCUUGGUACACUGAUGGUUAUGGCAGUAUGCUGUACAUCGAGGAUAUCUCAUGGUUGCCGCGUCUUCCUUUGUUAAGAUUUCUCGACAUUAGUAGUGUGGAUCUCAGUGCCACUGGCAAUUGGCUUCAAGCAGUUAACAAGUUACCUAAUCUAAGAGCCCUUCUUGUCCAUAACUGUAAACUUGUUUUUCCACUCGUGCCUGUUGUGCAUUCUAACCUCACGUCACUUGAGGUGCUUGAUCUAAGUGAUAGUGGGUUUGACACCAUUAAUCCAGCCUACUGGUUCUGGGAUUUCGGCAUCAUCAGGCAUCUUGACCUUACAAACAAUGAACUUUCUGAAGCAUUUCCAGAUGCAAUGGGAAACAUGACUUCGCUUGAGGUACUUCAUCUUGGAGGCAAUAAUCUCACGGGUGUAAAACUGAAGGUACUGGAAAAUCUAUGCAAUUUGAGAGUUCUUACGCUGUGGUCAAACCUGAUCAAUCAGGACAUUUCACAAUUUUUGGAGGGGUUGCCUCGCUGUGCAUGGAGUAAGAUUGAGUUGUUGGAUAUGUCUUGCACGAAUCUCACUGGGGAAAUUCCAAAGUGGAUAAAUCAGUGGACUGAUUUGAGCAUUCUUCAGCUCUCUUCUAAUAUGCUUGAAGGAUCAGUACCUCUAGAAAUUUUUAUGCUCAGCAAACUCAAACUAUUGUAUCUAGAUGGCAACUACUUCAACGGUUCUAUUUCAGAGGAGCAUCUUGCCACCUUAGUGAAUUUGGAGGAAUUGGAUUUGUCUUACAACUCCCUACACAUGAUGAUCAGCUCAAACUGGAUCCCACCUUUUCAAUUGCAUUGGGCAUAUUUCGCAGGUUGCAAAAUGGGGCCUCAUUUUCCUCUGUGGCUAAAAGGGCAGAGGGAUGUUAUUUAUCUUGACAUUUCUGAUGCAGGCAUAGUUGACAACCUUCCGGAUUGGUUUUGGAGUGUGUUUUCAAAUGUUAUAUAUUUGAACAUCUCUUUUAACCAAAUCAGUGGCAUGUUGCCAGGGACUCUUGAGUUUAUGUCUUCAGCAGUAAUAUUUGACCUGAACUCCAACAACCUCACUGGCACCCUACCGCAGUUGCCAAGGCAAUUGGCGGAACUUGACAUUUCCAGAAACUCUCUAUCAGGGCCACUGCCACAAAACUUUGGAGCUCCGCUACUUGAAGAGCUAUUGCUUUCUGAGAACAGUAUCAAUGGCACUAUUCCAAUAUAUAUUUGCAAGCUGCAGUUAUUGCUAGUUCUGGAUUUAGCAAAGAACUUCCUGGUAGGACACCUCCCACGGUGUUCAGAAGAAACUACAAAACCGAGCAGAUCCAUUUUAGCUCUAGUUUUGCAUGAGAACAACUUGUCCGGUGAAUUCCCUUCAUUCUUGGAGAGCUGCUCCCAGUUGGUUCUACUUGAUCUUGCCUACAACAACUUUGUUGGAGAGUUGCCAACAUGGUUAGCAGACAAACUGCCAGAUUUGUCUUAUCUUCGGUUGGGUCAUAAUAGGUUCUCUGGCUCUAUUCCAGUUCAGCUCACACAGCUUGGACACCUACAGUAUGUGGACCUUGCAUAUAACAGAAUAGCAGGAUCUAUACCUCGUACACUGGCCAACUUAAAAGCAAUGGCGCAGGUGACAGAAGCAUUAUGGCAUCCCUUAGUGUGGGGAUAUGAAAGGCCAGCGAACCCUGACACGAACGAUUCGCCAAAAUACGAUGACAGUUUAGUAGUGGUAAUGAAAGGCCAAUACCUUAAUUACACCAGGAACAUCGUCUAUAUGGUUGGCCUUGACUUGUCGUGCAACAAUCUGGUCGGAGAGAUUCCAGAUGAGUUAACUUCUCUUGUUGAACUUAAGAUGCUGAACAUCUCCCAUAAUCAUUUGUCCGGUAGGAUCCCCGAGAAGGUUAGUUUGCUGCGAUCAUUGGAGUCUCUCGACCUGUCGAGCAAUGAACUGUCUGGUGAUAUUCCUUCUGGUCUCGCAGACAUCACAACAUUAAGCAAGCUAGACCUGUCGUACAAUAAUCUUUCAGGAAGGAUACCCAUGGGGAACCAGCUGCAGUCACUCAUCGACCCAGAGUCAUCGUAUAUCGGCAACAACUAUCUCUGUGGACCUCCUCUUUCCAGGACUUGUUCGGAGCCUGAUGCAACUGGACGCGAUAUUGAGGAGCAUCAACAACAUGAGGCCAAGUACUUUUAUCUUGGGCUGGCUGCAGGAUUUGUCUUUGGUCUUUGGUUGGUCUUCAUCAUCUUCCUAUUUCGUUCAUGUGCUGGGUCUGCAAGAAGCGGAGCAGUGUCAUCGCGCCGGACACGUUUGCCUGAAGGAUUGGCGCUGCAGCUUCGUCAUGGGUGAAAAGCAAGACCGGUAAAGCCCGUAGUGAUAUUUUUUAUUUUUUAUUUUGCAUUUGACUUGAGCAUUAUUGUUGUUGGAACUAGUAGUCUUGAUACUACUGCAUGAUGUUGUGAUGUGGACAGUUUGGAA
Molecule: messenger RNA, 3033 nt
Organism: Lolium rigidum
Lineage: Eukaryota; Viridiplantae; Streptophyta; Magnoliopsida; Poales; Poaceae
Product: receptor-like protein EIX2
Exons: 1
Coding region: 1-2904 (967 amino acids)
Molecular function (GO): protein binding
Source: RefSeq, a predicted model, not a curated record